Messenger RNA from Austrofundulus limnaeus, 236 nucleotides. RefSeq names its product leukemia inhibitory factor receptor. Gene Ontology annotation, molecular function: protein binding. The record is from RefSeq and is a predicted model, not a curated record. Lineage: Eukaryota; Metazoa; Chordata; Actinopteri; Cyprinodontiformes; Rivulidae.
UUACUGUGUCUGGAUCCAGUCCAAGAGAGAAACUGCUGAAGUGUCCAGAUGGAGUUCUGAUUCUACAGCUGACUGCAUCCAACUCUGCAGGAGAAGGACCACGAGGGAGACAGAUCUUCUCCCAGCCUGCUUCUCCUGCAGUCGGCUUGGUCAUCGUGAUUGUGUUCACAGUUACCAUCUUCACAGUGAUUGUGGUCAACCUGAUGUGCUGGAGAUGUGUCAGGAAACGGUAAUAA